This is a messenger RNA of Pseudomassariella vexata, 825 nucleotides long. RefSeq lists its product as uncharacterized. The transcript has a single exon. The record is from RefSeq and is a predicted model, not a curated record. The coding region runs from base 1 to 825 and encodes 274 amino acids. Lineage: Eukaryota; Fungi; Ascomycota; Sordariomycetes; Amphisphaeriales; Pseudomassariaceae.
AUGGCCACCGCAGUUAUGUCGUACCGCGCCGAAGCGGACAUAUACUGCUCCUUGAACCCGGAGGACUUCAAAUGGUCUGACCACAUUGUGUGGCAAUUCGACAAGAAUAGCAACCUCAUCAACUCAGGCCAGGUUUGGAUUGUCGAAAAGCGCCCUGCCGAGCCCGAGUCCGCCUUCACGUCGAUCCGCCCCGAAGACGAGCCCGAAGCCGAAGGCGACCGCUUCCGCGGCCUGCGCAUACAGUACGCCCGGGAGAAUUGGGGCGUCACGCUAACAGCGUAUGACCUGGACGACCUUGAAAACCCGCGUAGCGCCUACCACAAGAACCUGGACGGGCUGUGCAGGUAUCUCGAUGGUAUCAACUCGUUUGGUACCAGCACCUGGGAACGGAAAAUCGAGCAGCUCGGAGGCGAGUGUGAGUUUGAUGACUAUUAUGCCGAUUUUGACUUCCUCGGGGAGCAGUAUGACGACGAAGAGUACUAUGAGCAGUGGGGGCUCGAUGAGAUGAAUGAGAUCUAUAGUACCCUAUGCGAGACGGGCAUUGAAGAAGAGACAACCUUGGUCGAGCCUGAAGCUAUCGAAAUAGUCGACGCUGAAGCCGAGUCCCUCCCGACCCAAGGAGAUAAGCCCGUCGAGCCCGUCGAGUCCCCUACGCGACCUGAUAGUCCCGAUGAGUACUGGCGUAAGGACACCUUCCUUGCCUGCAGCAAGCUCGCCAAGAAGGUCGAGAAAAAGCUUUCCGCCGCCAAGCACACUGUCGCCAAGGUGCUCAAGUCGAUUUCACCGAAGAAGGUCGCUAGGAGCCUGAAGGAGGCGAGAAGAUGA